Molecule: messenger RNA, 1752 nt
Organism: Gasterosteus aculeatus aculeatus (three-spined stickleback)
Lineage: Eukaryota; Metazoa; Chordata; Actinopteri; Perciformes; Gasterosteidae
Gene: ebna1bp2
Product: EBNA1 binding protein 2
Biological process (GO): rRNA processing; ribosomal large subunit biogenesis
Cellular component (GO): preribosome, large subunit precursor; nucleolus; nuclear periphery
Source: RefSeq, a predicted model, not a curated record
CUGUACAUGUGAGGAGAACUGUCCACGCUCAUUUACGGCAUAUUUCUCCAGGUUUACAGGCCACUACAUCACAUACAGGCAUCUUAUGAUCAUCGAUAGCAGCACUAUGGAGUCGGCAGAGGAGGAAGAGAUGUUCGAGCAAGAAUCCGAUGAGGGAAACAGUGAAUUAUCAGACAGUGAGCUUCAAGAAGCCUUCGCAAAGGGAUGGUUGAAGCCGGGGAUGAACGUUCUGGUGGAUAAAACCAAACAGUUCGUCAACAACGUGGAGGGUUUGAAGCACUGCCUGGCCGACCUGCGUAAAGACGUCCCCUGGGUGGAGAGGCUGGACAUGACCAACCCGCCGGCUAAGGACGUCUCCCUCGCUGAAGGGCAGAUUCUUAAUGUGAAAAAUGGAGAUGUAGACGCCGAGGACGAUUUCCAGAGAGAGAUGUUUUUCUACCGCCAGGCCCAGGCCACGGUUCUAGAUGCGCUGCCUCUCCUGAGCAAGCAUGGCAUACCCACCAAGAGGCCCGACGAUUACUUUGCAGAGAUGGCCAAGUCUGAUCAGCAGAUGCAGAAGAUCAGGAAGAAGCUGAUCUCAAAGCAGGAGAUACUGGAGAGGUCGGAGAAGGCCAAGAAACUGCGUGAGCAAAGGAAGUUUGGCAAAAAGGUCCAAGUAGAAGUGAUACAGAAGAGGCAGAAAGAGAAGAAGGCUAUGAUGACUGCUGUGAAGAAAUACCAAAAAGGAAUGACCGACAAACUGGAUUUCUUGGAAGGGGACAAGAAGAAGGGUAAAGAGUCUGCUCAGGGCUCCAACAAAGCGGUAAACAAGAGAGCCCCCAAUUCAAAGAGAAAAUACAAAGACCAGAGGUUUGGCUUCGGAGGCAAGAAGAGCGGAAAGAAGUGGAACACCAAGGAGAGCCACAAUGAUGUUUCUGCUUUCCGCGCUAAAGUGGCUAAUUCAAAGGGCAGCAAGGGAGGAAACAAAGGGGUCAAGGGAGGAAAACAAAAUAAACGCCCGGGCAAGUCUACGCGCAAGAAGAUAAAGUCUCGCUCUUAAAAAUGGACUGAUGAUAGCUGGACUUUGACCGAUUUCCCUAACCUGCUCCUCAAGUCCCUCCACCUGGGGACAGAGGACAACAUGGGCUUUUCUUCUAAACUUUUUUUAUAAGAUGCCUUCAGUAAAGUGUGUCUGGAUCCAUGUUGGGGCCCUUCAAGUCACACACUUAAACACACACACCUACAUACCGAGAGAGACAUUUUGCGAUGGAUGAUUUUUGGAGGUCGACUUUUGCAGAGAUGGUAAACCCUAGAGUGGAAUACCACAAAAUAGUUUUCUGAAAAUAGAGAAUUUGAUUGUUAAGAGAAAGUAUUUUCUUCUUUACUAGUUAAAUCAUCGCAUUGUCUGGACAUUUUCCAUGUGCAUAUUUCAUAGGGUUGUUUUUAAAGCAACUUUCUGUGGUUUCUCAAUGUUUGUGCUGGCCUCCUUGUCUACAGUCCUCUUGAUUUUGGAAUAUUCAUUUUUAUUAACGGCUCCUUGGCUCAUUAAUUCUCUCCCGUGUGACAUGACAUUUUAUGAUAUUGAGCAGCUGUUUGUUUUGCCCUUUCUCAUAUUCAUUAAUAUGAUUAGUAUGUCAUGAGCAAGUGUGCUUUGUAUAGACUUGAGUUGCCCCCUCCAAGUCUUUUACUUUGGUAGCUAAGAAUGGAAAUGUAAAGAUCAGCUUUUUGCAACGACACCUGUAUGAUAAACAAAUAAAUCUGAACAAGAAAUGA